GUGUACUGAAAUUCUCUGUGGAGGGAGCCAGGCCUGGGCAGGAGAUACAGGGAGAAAGGAAGGCCCGAGUAGAGGGGUGAAGCCCCAAAUGUCCAAUUUCCUUUUCUGGCAUGAAGCCAAUUUCUUGCUGAAAAAUGGACAAAGGGAAAGAAUGGGGGAAAAGAAAAGCCAGAGUCCCCCCCAACCUACUUCCUCUCCCCCUUCCUCCCCUGUGGGAGUAGCUUCUGCCUUCCCUCAACCUGGGGCCCAGCCCCUCAGGAAAACCCAAGCUGGGCCAUUAAGAAACUACUUCCCAAUGGCACCUGCCUGUCUGCCCCCGAUCUGCUCAACUAGAGUGGGGGCAGGGGGCCUGUAGGGCAGUGUGGAGAAUGGUCCCAGACACUGCUGUGAGGGUGGCAGGAUGUGGAAAUGGGGGUCUCACUGAGGGCAUGGGAUGCCACCCAGGUGAGGUGUCUUGGUUGUAAACAGUCAUUACAGCCAGGAAUUUCUUUCUUGGCUGUGGUGUCAGAAGGGCAGACCUGAAAAACCUGCUGGGCCCGCCUCUGGUUGUUGAGGGUGCCCUCUGCGGCUCUCCUGCUGAGCCCAUCCUGAGGCACCAGUGGGGAGACACAUGGACUGGUGUUGGGGUGUGUUUGGGAGGGGGCUGCUGGGAUCCCCUUUCCUACCAUCUCUGGGUGGGGACAGGGCAGCCAUGGGCCCCAAGGAAAUGAGCAGAGAAGCAAGCAGAGGCAGAGGUUUGGGAGCUGGGUGUGGGGGUGUGGGGCGUUGACCCUGUGUCUAGCCUGCCCAGUGACCCCAUGAGUCAGGCCAUAGCUAUGUCCCCAGGUCAGGCUGACAGGGUGGAGCUGGGGUUCCUGUCUGAAGCCUGUGUUGACUUCCAGGAUGCCAUAAACUCCUGGGGAAGGAAGGCUCAAGGCAACGUAGUGUGGGAUGUGGACCAGUCCUGGUGAAUGGGCCCACUGGGUAGGAGUUGAAGCUCCUGUUAGGGUGGAGGAGCAUUUAGGGGAGACUUGGGAGAGCUCUCAAACCCAGAAGGGGGCUGGGGAAGAAGGAGCCAAGGGGCAGAGGAGGCUGAGCUGGGACUUCAAGGAAACCCCACUGUGCUGGCAAUGUCAGACCUUGGAAGGCAAGACUCCUGACUGUGGUCCAUGGGCCUCUGAGGAGGCGUUGUAAGUCUGCCCAGCUCCCCACUUGCUGUGCUCCCACUCAAUGGGAAGGGAACCAAGGCCUUGUCCAGCCAUCAGCCACAGCCUCUCGAGAGCACCAGGAUGGAAGUCAAAGGUCAGCUGAUCAGCUCUCCCACCUUCAGUGCCUCAGCUGCCCUGUUCGGAGAGGCUGCUCCUCAGGUGAAGUCAGAGCGUCUUCGGGGGCUGCUCGACCGGCAGCGGGCCCUGCAGGAGGCCUUGAGCCUGAAACUUCAGGAGCUACGCAAAGUGUGUCUCCAGGAGGCGGAGCUGACUGGCCAUCUGCCUCCUGAGUGCCCACUGGAACCUGGUGAACGGCCCCUGUUGGUCCGCCGGCAGCCCCCUGCAACCCGAGCCUACCCUCCACCACACCCCAACCCUGCACACCACUCCUUGUGCCCUGCUGAGGCACUGGCUCUUGAAGCCCUGGAGCGUGAGGUGUCAGUGCAGCAGCAGAUUGCGGCAGCCGCCCGCCGCCUGGCCUUGGCCCCUGAACUGAGCGCAGAGCAGCGCCUGCGCCGGCGCCAGGUCCAGGCAGAUGCACUGAAGAGACUGCAGGAGCUGGAGAAACAGCUUGGGGACUUCCGGGCCCGCCUCAGCCUUCCGGUGCUCCCACUGCCCCAGCCUCUGCCACUGUCCACAGGGGCAGUUAUCACUGCCCAGGGAGUCUGCCUGGGCAUGCGCCUUGCCCAGCUCAGCCAAGAGGAUGUAGUUCUGCACUCAGAGAGCAGCUCCCUCUCAGAGUCUGGAGCAAGCCAUGAUAAUGAGGAGUCCCAUGGCUGCUUCCCUUUGACGGAGCGCCCCUCACCGCCCAAGGCCUGGGACCAGCUGCGGGCUGUUUCUGGAGGCAGCCCUGAGUGGCGAACACCAUGGAAACCACUGCUGUCUGAUCUCUAUGGGGACCUGAAGAGUAGGCGCAACUCUGUGGCCAGCCCCACCAGCCCAACACGCUCGCUGCCCAGGAGUGCCUCCAGUUUUGAGGGGCAAAGUGUGCCUGCCACUCCUGUCCUCACCCGGGGCACUGGCCCCCAGCUCUGCAAACCUGAAGGUCUCCAUUCUCGCCAGUGGUCUGGCAGCCAGGACUCCCAGAUGGGCUUCCCCCGGGUGGACCCUGCCUCCGACCGUGCAACCCUCUUCGCAGCACGCACCCGCCGCAGCAACAGCUCUGAGGCCCUGCUGGUGGACCGGGCAGCUGGCGGGGGAGCUGGCUCCCCACCUGUGCCUGUGGCUCCCCCUGCCGCUGGCCCCCCGGUCUGCAAGAGCAGUGAGGUGCUGUAUGAGCACCCCCAACCAACCCCUGCCUUCUCCUCCCGCACAGCUGGCCCCCCAGACCCUCCCCGAGUUGCCCGGCCUAGCUCAGCUGCCCCUGCCUCCCGUGGGGUUCCCCAGCUCCCACCUGUGUGUGGAGACUUCCUCUUGGACUAUUCCCUGGACCGGGGCCUGCUCCGCAGUGGGGCAGGCUGGGGCGAUCUGCUGCCUGCAGCUGAGGCCCCAGGACCCCUCUCCUGCCGGGAUGGGCUCCUCGCCAUGCUCCCAGGCCCACCACUUGUAUAUACAGCUGAUGGCAGCAGCCCCCUCCUCCGUAGCAAGGACCCCCACACCCGUGCCACCCGCACCAAACCCUGUGGCCUGCCCCUGGAGGCCGCCGAGGGUCCAGAGGUGCAUCCAAACCCUCUCCUGUGGAUGCCUCCGCCCACCCGUAUCCCCCCAGCUGGUGAGCGCAGCGGCCACAAGAAUCUUGCUCUGGAGGGGCUGCGGGACUGGUACAUCCGGAACUCGGGCCUGGCUGUGGGGCCCCAGCGCCGGCCUGUGCUCCCCAACAUGGGCCCACAACACCCACCCUUCUUCCAUGCCCGCUGCUAUGAGGUGGGCCAGGCGCUGUAUGGGGCCCCCAGCCAGGUGCCGCUCCCACACUCGAGGAGUUUCACAGCGCCCCCUGUCUCUGGCAGAUACUACACGGACUUCCUGUACCCCCCGGAGCUGAGCGCUCGCUUAACUGACCUGACGCUAGAGGGGGAGCAGUCCUCCAGUUCUGAUCCCCAGACCCCUGGGACACUGGUCUGAUCCCUUCUGAUAUGCCCCUUGUUAGCUUGGCCAUGACUCUCCAGUCUGAGGACCACACAGCUGACCUUGCUGAGCCCUGGGGUAUGGUUUCUCUCAAUCCUGGGGGUGCCAACCCAAUCUUCCAAGGCCUCUGGCUCCCAGGGACUCCUAAAGAUGUCUGACACCCUGCUUCUUCUCUCAUACUGCUGGGAACUGGGGGGCCCUCAGCUACUUAAAACAGGCGGUGUGGUGUAAUGGGGACUCCAAGCCCCUUUCUCCAUUUCUGUUUACAGUUGUGAUUUAAGUAUUCACUGUCUUCCCCCAGUACUAGACGUUUUAUAAAAGGGAAACUGUGAUCUCAUCCUGGUUGCUUUCAUUCCUGUCCACAUGCCCAGCCUGUUCCAUUCAGGAACCCUCUCCAUAAAAUAGACCAUGUAGGGUCUCAGGGCUCUGUUUGGGGCAGCCAGGAAACUGUGGUGAGAACAGAGCUCCCUGCCCAGAGCUCUCCACCAGGACAGUUCUUGGGGAGGUGGGCUCUCUGCCUAUUUGGAAGGACUGAAGUCUGGGUGGUGGUGUUGGGUUCAUUUUCCCACCCCCAGGGGUGCCUAAAGGAGGCCCAGUCCCUGUCUGUCUGUACCUGCUUCCUCUGCCCAUAUGGUGAGAUGGCCCAGCCUUUGGCAGCAGCCUCUGCCCUAUCACUAAUCAGGAGGCUCUGCAGGAGGGCCAUAGGGCAGAGCCAUCUGGUGUGUUGUAUCCUGGGAUGCUGCGGUGGUGGAACCUGGCAUCCAGCAGAUGCCAGUAAAAUCCUCAGGUGAUGGCUGGCCAUGAGUUACGUCAUGUCUUCCCUGGCUUUCUUUAUAUCCACCACUUUUUAAACAAAUCCACACACGCCAUUUUCUAUAAUAUCUAUCUGUGACUUUCCAGAGCUGGGGGUCCCUCUACCCCCUUUACCUGGUGUUAAACUUUUCUUUUUGUACCAGUGGAUCUCAGCCCCAAACACUACCUACAGUGGAAGGGAAUUUCUGUAAUAAACGUAUAAACCGAA
Molecule: messenger RNA, 4272 nt
Organism: Manis javanica (Malayan pangolin)
Lineage: Eukaryota; Metazoa; Chordata; Mammalia; Pholidota; Manidae
Gene: CCDC120
Product: coiled-coil domain containing 120
Source: RefSeq, a predicted model, not a curated record